UGAGAUGUAAAGGAAAUUAUUGGAAAAAAAAAAAGCACUGCAAAUGACUCUCUACCAUGACUUUGCACCAUUGCAUCGACGUUGCUGGUCUGGCUACGAGGCUCUACUUUGGUGGCAACUUUGGUCGGCUAUGCUUUUAGAUCUUAGCCUCUAAAAUCACACCACGUGUCCUCUCCUCUCCGUCUCCCCCAUCUCUCUCAACUGCGAAUAUUAGCAUUGUUUUUUUGGGCUUGCAACAGAGAGAAUUGGAAAGCUCACACUUGGCCAAGUUGGCCUAAUCAAUCAGGAGCCUCUACUGGGUUACAGCUAUUUGCAGGAAAGCAAUAGAACUCUACUUAGAGAGAGAGAGAGAGAGAGAGAGAGAGAGAGAGAGAGGAUUUGGUCUAUAAAUGUUGACUUCUUAAUUUAGUUGGUUUGCAAAUAGAAGGAGUUGGAAAAAUGGAAAGGUACGAGAUUGUAAGAGACAUAGGGUCUGGGAAUUUUGGAGUGGCCAAGCUUGUUAGAGACAAGUGGACUGGUGAGCUCUACGCUGUCAAGUUCAUUGAGAGAGGCAACAAGAUUGAUGAGCAUGUGCAAAGGGAGAUCAUGAACCACAGAUCCUUGAAGCACCCCAACAUAAUUAGAUUCAAAGAGGUCCUGCUAACACCUACUCAUCUAGCCAUAGUCAUGGAAUAUGCAGCAGGAGGAGAACUUUUCGAAAGAAUAUGCGCUGCCGGUAGAUUCAGUGAGGAUGAGGCAAGAUUCUUCUUUCAGCAACUGAUAUCGGGGGUCAGUUACUGUCACUCAAUGCAAAUUUGCCACAGGGAUCUUAAGCUGGAAAAUACACUCUUAGAUGGAAGCUCAGCGCCGCGUCUCAAAAUUUGUGAUUUCGGCUACUCCAAGUCGUCCGUGUUGCAUUCCCAACCCAAAUCGACGGUAGGAACACCGGCCUACAUUGCUCCAGAGGUCUUAUCGAGAAAAGAGUACGAUGGGAAGAUUGCAGAUGUUUGGUCUUGUGGUGUAACAUUAUAUGUGAUGCUUGUUGGCGCCUAUCCCUUUGAAGAUCCGGAUGAUCCGAGAAAUUUCAAGAAGACAAUUAACCGGAUAUUUAGCGUACAGUACUCGAUUCCAUCCUAUGUUCGCGUCUCUUUGGACUGUCGACAUCUUCUGUCUCGGAUAUUUGUUGCCAACCCGGAAAAGAGAAUCACCAUUCCGGAAAUCAAAAAGCACCCGUGGUUCCUGAAGAACCUGCCAGUAGAAUUCUCGGAACAAGAGGAAGCCAGCACGCAAAGGAACGACCAAGAUCAAAAACCGUCUCAUCCGAGCAUGGAAGAAGUCUUGGCAAUAAUACAAGAAGCUCGGAAAGUCACAGAGGCGGCUGCGAGAGGGGGAGGGCAUUUCGUCGCAGGCAGCAUGGAUCUCGAUGAUGCAGAUCUUGAUGAUGCCGAUAUAGACGAUGGCGAAAUAGAUUCGAGCGGAGAAUUCGUCUGCACAUUGUGAGCGUUGAUUUUUGUAAUGGAAACUUAACACUGUAGAAAAUGCAAUUCAUGAUCAACGGCAUCUUUGCAUUUUCUAUGUGAAUCCAAUCACUAGUGUGUUCAUGUGGGUUUUUUUUUACUUGGUGUGAUAUGACAAUGUAUUUUAAAGGCCAAUCAUGCCGAUUUAUCUCCUACUUCCUAGAAUUUGAAGAAUUUUCGAUUAGCGA
This is a messenger RNA of Rhododendron vialii, 1684 nucleotides long. RefSeq names its product serine/threonine-protein kinase SAPK1-like. The transcript has 9 exons. The record is from RefSeq and is a predicted model, not a curated record. Gene Ontology annotation, molecular function: protein serine/threonine kinase activity; ATP binding. NCBI's taxonomy places the organism in Eukaryota, Viridiplantae, Streptophyta, Magnoliopsida, Ericales, Ericaceae. Bases 439 to 1479 code for a protein of 346 amino acids. Gene Ontology annotation, biological process: intracellular signal transduction; protein phosphorylation.